GGUGACAUCUCCACAUGUUAGUUGGAUAUCUGACACGUAAAGCAUAAUCCCCAACGCAAACGGAGGCCUUUCAGAUUAAAUCGUAUUUAUAGUAUCCUGUUUCAGAUAAGACCAUGAUUGCUGGGCCUAUAUACUACAGAUUGACAGGGAUGGUAGUUUACUUCUGACAGAAGCUCUGCCACGGACAUAAACUUCAUAAUUUACUGUACAGACUACAGUGUAUUGUGUACACGACAGUCAAUUUAAAUGAGCCAAUGUUCGAAGGCUGAGCUUAGUUAUACAUUUUAAAGGUUUUUAGAACCCAGUGAUAUAUUCAAUAUGGCAUCACAGUCAAAGAAACCGCCAGACAAACUUGAAAAUCAAAAAAAGGAAAAGUCUGAUGCAAAUGAUGACAAAAACGGGACUCCGAAAAGGGAAAGCCAGCAAGGUUCCAAAACUACUACUGUAACAGUAGAAAUUCCCAGGUGGUUGUUUUUGGGAGUGUCAGCCUUUGUAUGCUUCAUGGCUAUUGUUGUGGGUAGUUAUUUUACUUAUGAUCGUGUGAUGAAGAAGACCCCUGAAGAUACUAACCAGUAUGAUGACGGUGGAGAUGUUCACAAGUUUUUCCAUCUUUAUGAUAAAAAUAAAGAUGGGUAUCUGUCAUUAUCUGAAUUUGAACCUCUAUUCCACAGACUUUUGGAAGCAAAUUUUUCUAACCCUGAACAAUAUUCACACCUUAUUGAUGAUGGUGAUGAAGUGAUUACAAUACACACACACUUUAUUCCUCUGAUGCUGGAGACCAUGACAAAGGAAAAAGACAUAGUUUUUGGUAGCACUGAUACAUUACAUGGGCUAAAGGCCUGGGUGACACCAGCCACAGAAAAUCUCAAUUUUGGUGCACGUCACUUUCACGAUUUUUUGCCAAACAAGAAAUCUCCUUUAGAAGUGGGCAAGGUUUAUUGGAUUGUGGAGCCUAAGGAAAAGUCACUGGGUUCAUCACUUUCCAGUCACCGCUACUAUCCUCCCAAGAUACAGGGACCUGGUGUUAUUAUCCACCGACUUCUUACCUUGUUUCAUCCUCAUCCUUUCAUCAUGUCGCGCUUUGCACCUCAAGGUUCCGUGGCCACUGUCAGAGCUUUUAAUGAUGAAUAUGUGGAAAUAGUUUUCAGAAUUCAUGCAGAAUUUCAGCUGAAUGAUCCCCCAUAUUACCCCAUGUGGUUCACUCCGGCCCAGUUUGCUGGUAGUAUCAUCAUGAAGAGAGACUCGUCCAGUGUUCUCAGUUUUAACAUGGCCGUUCCCACAGACAAGAAACUUAAUGUUGACAUGGAAUGGCUUGAUGGUCCGAAUGAAGAUGAGAACAUGGAGGUUGAUCUGGGUUAUCUCCCCCUGAUGGUCCUCAACAACUCGGCUCCAUCAAUAAAAGUCCCAACUGAUGAGCCCUUUCUAAAGGAAAUAGCACAUCCGUCUGACCCGGAACUUCUGAGUUUGAUUCAAAACAUCAAGUGGACUGAUGGAAUUAGUCAAGAAGAAGCAGUCAGAUUACUGGAAAUCAAAAUGUAUCCCUUUAAAAAUGUUCCAUAUUAUAACUUCUCAACAGCACUUGACAAGGCAGCUGAAGAAGACAAGUUGGUUCAUUCCAUUGUACUUUGGGGGGCCCUGGAUGAUCAGAGCUGCUGAGGUUCGGGGCGGACCAUUCGGGAAACCGUUCUCGAGAGUCCGCCCGUACUGGAACUGCUUGCGAAAAGGUUCAUCAGCACUUGGUCACUUGUCGUUGACCUGGAGGAGCUGAAGGCCGAUUCGUCAGCACCAUAUUCCAAACAGGCUGAGGGGUUUCUAAAUAUAUAUGAAUUCCCUGUUAUGAUGAUAAUUGCCUCGUCUAAUGGGACAGUAGUGCACAAGAUCAAUGCUAAUGAUUUUCUUGACCUCAAACCAUCACUCAUAGUAACAGGGUUUAGAGAUCCAGGCGGUUAUCUCUAUGAAGAAUUUCUCAAAAAAGGAAUACAAUUAGCAGAAGAAUAGAUAUAUAUGCUGUCAUGUCUAUAUUUAAUAUACAUGUAUAAUUAUUAUUAAUGUGAUACAUAGAUUUUUUAUUUCUUUUGAUAAAACAAGGUUAUGGGAUAUUAAUCACAUUCCUAUUGUCAAAAAUUAAGUAUGUAAAAUUAUUUUGACAUUUUGUAUCUAGCCAUUUGCCUUUGAGACAAUUUUAGAGAUCACUAUCUGUAUUUAUUUGUUUGUAAAGCAGGUUGACUUGACACAGGAUAAUUUAUUAGCUUGUAACGUUAUUUUGAGUUAUAUAAGUGAAACAUUUCAUCAGUUUUAAGUGUAAUAUAACUAGUAGUACCAUACUGUAUUAAAAAACAAAUCAAAAUCCAUCUCAAUUUUUAAAACUAUUUUUUGUUGUUCACUGAAUUCGAUUUUACAUUGUUAAUUCAAUCCAGUUGUUAUAAACAUUGCACAUUCUCGGUUUGCAUAUUUUUAUUUUAAGUUUACAGUUAUUCAUAACCACUGUAUAGCGGAUAGAGCAGUUGUAUUAAAUUAACUGACUCAGCUUUUUAAUACCUAUUCAUAUUUAUCUCUAAGUUUUCAUUCUUCAUGCAGGCAUAGAAAUAAGUUGAGAACAAUAAUUCAGGUUACCAUGUCAAAAAAGUUGAGAACAGUAGUUCGUUGUUCACAAAAUCUUAUUCAAUGAAAACUACACCACAUAAAUUUGUAACAUUUGAAUGUUAUUAAAAUAUUUUAAAAACACAUACAAGAACCAGUACAAAUAAAAUGAUGUGAAUGAAUAAAAACAUAUCGGUGAGUCUGUGAAGGGAUUUUACAGUAAUAACAAUGGGAACUGUAAACUUUAUAAACGUCGUAACCUAUACUAAGCCCAUAAUUUAUGGUAACCUCAGGGAACAUUUUGUUCAAAAUCUUGAUUAGCGAUAUUUCUAGUCAAUUGAAGAUUGAUUAAAAACUAUUGUUUUAAUGUUUUAAAAUUGUGUAGCGACCUCUGAAAGUUCCGUAUCGAAUCUUGAUGCAAUACAGAACAAAAUAUUGCCUGAACCUGUGCUUGGGUGACUACACACCCUGCUUAUUUCAAAGCCUGUUCAUGAUCGUUCUCAGUGUGUUGUGCUUAUGUUUUUUAUCUGUGACGGCUUGAAUACCUUUUACAUUUUCAAUGCUGCUUUUUAUCUAUAUACCUAUGCAUAAUAUUUGUUUCAUCAUUUACAGUAUUUAGCAUCAUCCUUUUUACCUUUGUAUAACCACAGGGUUACAAUACUAUUAUAUGGGAUAGAUCUAUAUAUAUUUUAUGGAAAACAGCAUAAUCUGGACUAUUGUUGUUUUGGUGUGUUAAUAUCAGUUAUGUUUGUGUUGAUGUCACUUCCUUUCCAGUGUUACAUAGGAUGACGACUGAAACUCAAAGUCACUAAUGACGAGUUUCAGUCUGAGAGAUUUGUGUCUCAUGGUUUUGUAAUGGUGCAUCAAUAUUAACCGUUUUGUUAUUAAUACACUUUUGUGUGUUUUACAUUUAUGUUACAGCAAAACAUACACUGUAUGUUUGAUAUUUUAUUUCAAAUUGCAGUUUUUAAUCACAGUGGACAUAAUGUCUUUACAUCAGUUUCAGUAAUCCUUGGAUCAACAUCUUAAAAUGUUUGUAACUUUAUGAAAAGGUAAGUUUUACUACAGCAUUGAAUUCAGAAUCACAUCGGGACAAGACAUAGCUCAGUUAUAAAGCACUUGCUUGAUGCGUGGUUGGUUUGGGAUCGAUCCCUGGGCCCAUUCGGCUCCUUGUUCCAGCCAGUGCACCACGACUGGUAUAUCAAAUACCAUGGUAUGUGCUAUCCUGUCUGUGGGAC
Molecule: messenger RNA, 3818 nt
Organism: Gigantopelta aegis
Lineage: Eukaryota; Metazoa; Mollusca; Gastropoda; Neomphalida; Peltospiridae
Product: selenoprotein N-like
Exons: 8
Biological process (GO): calcium ion homeostasis; skeletal muscle fiber development
Cellular component (GO): endoplasmic reticulum membrane
Molecular function (GO): calcium ion binding
Source: RefSeq, a predicted model, not a curated record